AUGUCACAUGUGAGCGUCCGGACGCCAAUCAGUAUACUCCAAGAGGUCUGUGCAAAACGAGGAUUAUCGCCUGUUUUUGAGCUUGUGUCCAACGAAGGGCAGGUUCAUGACCCAAUAUACGUGUAUCAAUGUACAGCAGGAAGUAUUACUGCUGUCGCCAAAGGUGUGUGUAAUUUUGUGCUACCGUUAAACUGCAUAUACAGUUCGGAUGCUAACAAGGUCGUUCGUGAGCGACCGUUUUCGGAGUUAUAGCUCGGUCACACAUACGUUUUUACACUUUGCUCCAUCCAGAAUACGAUAUGCAUUAUUACUAAUGGAAUUUUAGUCGAACUCUAACACUUAUUGCUACCUGUAUCCGAGCCUUCAGGUUUAGCUGUAGCUGUGUCGGGACGGCGUAAAAAUGUCCUACUUGUGCAUCCUGCAGCUCUUCCACUGCCAACUUUGAUGUGUUUUUAGAGUUCACUUUCUUGGCCUCAUUGUUCGAUAAUGAGCGAACGCAACAUUAUCUUUCCAGACGUGCCUAGUUAAUUCCGUAAGAAUAAUGGUGUUCAGUAUGCGUUAAGGUACUGCUGUCUGGUGACGCGUCGAAAGUCUCUUCAAAACUACACCGUUGUUUGACCGGGGGGUGUGGGGAAGGGAGGGGCAGUUGCCUUCUUACUGUCGGCCACGCAGGAGACGUAUUUGCAUCAAAAUUAGUUCACCACUCCGUCUCUCCUACGCCUUUUGCUGUCGGUGGAAGCUUAUUCGCUUAGAGUCGUGAAGAAGUUCCUCAUCUCAGGACUAUAUGCGUAUCCUUGAAUUCCAUCUGUCUCGGUAGUCCACCAGUUAUUUUGUCUACAUCAGUCCUCUUAUAACCAAAGCAUCCACAAGCACGCGAGCGAGGUAGUACGAAUAAAAUGUAAUAGAACAACGCGAAUGGAGAAACACCCCAGAAUAGUACUUUAUUAAUCUUAUGAUUGACAUUUCAGAACCAAAAAGGGAAACAGAACAACAGUCAGUAAGAUGGAAUUCGGCAAGAACAUUGAGUCGCUGUGACAAGUCCUUGUUGUUUUUGCGGGUUUCUUUUGGUUCAUGUUGUUGUCGUAGAUCCUAUGCAAUUAAUUUUUCUCGGACAUCCGUCGUAUUUGGUCAUCGAGUCGGUUCUGGUAUUCUCACUGUGCCGGUGCGAAACUUCAGUAAGGGUGGUGUAACUGACUUUCCGCAAUCUACCAAGCUUGCUCGGCGUCUUCCUCCUUCAGGAUGUGCAGGUGACUUAAAUUAGUCUUCAGUUUGUUGCAGAUUUCCCGUGUUCAUUCAGCCGGACCCAGUGCGGCAGUGCCAUUUUCCCUUAAGGCUGUCUCCGCAGUUGACUUUGUAGCUUCAUUUUCGAGAAACCAACUUGGUGGCAGCGUUCAACGUCUCUCUCUGUUUUUGUCUCGACGAUCACUCCUAAUGAGCACGUAGUGAAGCAGUUGCCAUCGAUGAUCUUGAAAUUUUAUUUAUGCCGUCUUCUUAAGAUUGCGAAGCCGAGAGAUGGUGUUGGUGAUGAGAAACCCAUGUUCUGCGCAAGCACCCAUCAGAAAGAUCUCGUUGACGUUAAAGUGGCGUACUCUUUAACGACCAAACACUUCUUACUUGAUUGCGCGGUCUGUGCCUACUCGGGUUUUCAAUUCGCUGAAGCAAAUCAGUCCCUCUGCCUUUAGAACAGACCCGAGGGUGACUUGCAGACUCUCCUUGUCGUUACUUGUCAUGCCGGGAUGUGGACGCUUACAAUGAUAGCGUUGAUGUGGCGGCCGUCAAUUUCACGAGGGCAACAAGACAGCUUCUUGACGAGGUCGCUUUUUUGUGGCGAAGGCUACUCCAGCAUCACGGUCCUCCUCCUUAUGACAACCCGCCCGGAAACGUGUGCACAGCUACAAAUACCGCCACCAAUCCUAUUGUUGCUACCGCUUGUGCCUAUGGAACAGUUAAUGCCAAUUGUAUUGUUGCUCUGGGUAUCAGUACCAGUUUUGCCACGAGUGUCGCUAUUAUUAAUGCUAGUAGAAGUAAUGGCACUUCAGUGUAAGUGUAAGGAAGAUGUUCUAUGCCUGUCCGACAUAUUCAACUCAGUCAAUCAACGAUUCAGCUUUCUGACAUAUUACGUUGAAGUAGUUUGCUGCACAGGAAUGCUCAGGCAUCUGUGUAUUUGGGUCUUCGGAUUAGUAUUCUUUGUCUCCUUUCGCAUUUUUAACGCUUGUGUUCACAUACUUUUGGAGAAUAGGUCCUGUGAAAAUAGUACGUAGGAGUUGUCUUUUUCUUCGUUUGCCAAGCAACUUGGAAAUAGACUUUUUUCUCCUUUCGUACCAGAGAAUCCCACUUUCUGCCUCAAAUUAACUGUCGCACACCUCGGAAAACUAGGUAUAUAGACUGUCUUUCACCCACAGUGGCUUGCUGCGACCUUUUUUCUCGGAACUCAUCGAUAUCAGCAUGCCUAUUGUGCUUUCUUGUUGAUUAAACCAAUCUUGAUAAUGGAUCUUUUAAAGGCUGUAGUAAGAAAAAGGCAAAACACCAGGCCUCCUAUUUGGUGCUGCUCCAGCUGCUGGGCGCCAACCCUACAGCUCCACAUGAAAAGACUGCCCUUAGGGAUCUACGACUCGCCGCUGCUGCAACGCUUGGUUUGGACUACGGGUGCCCGCUAGAUGGCGGUGAAGUCGACUUCGCUGUUCGUGCUCCAGCGAUCGAUCCCAAGGUCAACAGCGUUGGUGAGCUGCAGGAGUACUGCCAGAAGAACAUGUGGCCAUCCCCGGUCUACGAGUUCAACGAAUGUCUUCCCAGUUUGACUGAUGGCUACAAGUACCAUUGUACAGUGAAACUGUGGAAGUGGAAGUGUUCCGGCUUCGGUGCGUCAAAAAAAGAAGCCAAAAGGAAGGCAGCUGCGGAUUUCCUAAAGGCGAUAAUAGACAAUUGCCUGUCCAUUCCGGUGGAGGAGUUGGAGGCGAUUGAAGAAGAUAAUUUACCACUGCUUGAAAAGAAGGACUUAAACUCUCUGAAAGACAGACAAAGCAACAACGAGAAAGCAGCAAAGUCCGUUCGCAAGCUGUUAUCUGGUGUUUUUACAAGUCGAGGCAAGCUUCCACAACUGAAUCUAGAAGGGAAGAUCGCCGGAGAUACGGACGUUUACAGGACGUUGGAUACCAUUUUGGAAAAGCACAAACUUACUGUGACCUAUUCAAUCGUUAAGUUGACAAAUUCGGGUAAGCUGUUGUUCUCUUUUGUGUUUGCUGUGUCUAUUCCAAUUAUACAUCUGCAAAAAACCAUCUUGUCGUUUGAUUCGCCAUUGUACUGUUUACUAUCUCUUCCCAAAAGCCGAAGAUAGAUCGAAGACCAUGCUGUCUUCACUCAUCUUUCCGAGUGAAAUACUUCUGACUUCUAACCGUUUAUGCCCAGUUUAUUUUCGGUUUCGUCGAGGACAGAUUCUCUUGCCAACUGAUGAACCUGCAGCCGCAGGUGACCAAAUUCGUAAAGCAUCGAUCGGGAUGUUAAAAUAUGGCUUCGAUUAGAAAGAAUUACUUGAAUAAGGUUUCAAUGUUCAUUGGCAUGCGACAUAACCCCGACGUGUGUUAUCCACGCCACGAUGUUGGCGUUCGGAUGUGCAGCUCGCCAUUGACUUUGGACGUCCCUAUAAAUCCAUACACAUUUUACGGAAGUUACACCAAAUCGCCCCCUUCUUAGCACCUCACUUUUCUAAACCCACUUUUGUACACUUUAUAAUUAAAAGAUAUGUUUGGGUUCAAGACCCUACUUGCCGCUGCACUUAUGUUUAGGGUUACCAAAUUGCACGCUGUUCACUUUCCACCUGAGUAAAAUUGCACAUUCAUGUUUUCUGUUAGAAAGGUGCCCUCGAGCGAUCGUAAAAUUUCGGUAAGUGCUAAGUAUAUGCGCGGGAUAAGGCAAAGCUAGCGAACUGCCCACCAUAUUUUUAAAAGUAGGUGUUGUUCGGCAGUCUCUGAUCGGCUCUUCGUCGGCAGGAUGACAUUCGCUGACCAGUAUCAUCCUGAGGAGUCUGUGCUGUUCAAAUGUUUACACUAGUUUAUUGUCUUGCACCUCACACACGUAGUUCUUUAGUAAGAGGAAAGCCAAUUUUAGAAAAAAAGUUUGGCACGGAGAUCAGUCAGGCAGUAAAAUAACAGUCGAAAUAUUGUUGAAUGGGAUGCAUACAUCUGUUACUUAAUCAGGAAUGUUAAACCGCUGGAGAAUUUGUUAAACAUCAGUUAGCAUCUUCCUACUCCACGCAUAUACUUAAUUCUUGCCAAAUUUUUUACGGCGGAUGUGGGUCACGUUUAUACUAAAGAAGAAGCAGUGUCCAGGUACGAUGCCAUUUGAAUAAACAUUUCACGGCCUUAAAAUUCUGCCCAGUAACAAACUUCCUGAGCCAAAAGAUGCCAUCUCCCAAAGUAGAAUAUUUAGUGAUGACGUCAGCCGUUGCGGGUAAUCGAUCCAGAGACCUUGAAAAGAAAUAGGAGUAUCUAGGACAGCAUGGGAAUUGUGGCUGCGGAGUUAGGUGUUGGAAUUGCACACCGCCCCAAAGCCACCAUGCACAAUAGGGUCAUGAAAAUCAAAGACCGGUUAAGACCUGAUGAGCAAUCUGGAGUAGUGUAUCGCAUUCCCUGUCAAAAUUGUCCUUGUAACUACACAGAACAGACUGGGCGCGUGCUCGGGUCGCGCAUACACGAACAUAAGCUGGCUGUGCGACGAGGCGACGCGCUAUCACAAGUGGCCGCUCACAUCUACGAAAUGGGUCACGAGUUUGACUUCGCAGCCACCAAAAUAGUCGCUCACGCCGGGAGCAAAACAGGCCGAGGAUUGAUUGAAGCCUGGGCCUCGGAUGAUAACCAUGUCAAUCGGUUUAUCGAUCUGGCGCCGGCGUACAGAGCCCUGCGUAGUCACCGCCGGUCUUGCGCCUGCGGUCGACGAUUGGCAUGCAUGCCUUAUAACUGUCGCUUGUUCUGCUGCUGCUGCUGCUACCUCUGACGAUGGACUCCUGUACGAGUCUGAAAGCUCAGGACAAUAAACGAAGUGUUCCGGUGCUCGACUCUUCUUCUUCAUUUAUGCAUGCAUCUGGAACUCGAAAUUUCGCCUUCAUUCGUGGAUUACAUCAAAUUCAAAAUUACGAUGUUUCAAGAAAUUUCAUAUACUUUGUCCGCCAGAAGGACCCUGUGAGCCAGUACAGCUACCUUAACAUACACCAGACAGAGUUAAACGAUACGUUUUGACCAGACACCUAGAACAGGCCCAUAAUAUAAGGCAUCAUUGUCAACUUUAGUAUGUGGAGACGGUUAGGAGACAAAGUCACCACUGAUCUGGAUAUAAAAGUACAAAUAAGACUGAGUUACUAUUAAGGCAGUUAAGACUUGCGCAGAAGUACAAAGUAGUUCACCACUUUUUUUAUUUUUCCCGGCCAAAUGCGGGAGGGAUUGCUAAAAUGGUACUAACAUGCUGCAGCUGCUUCACUUGCCCUAUUGCAUUAGUCCCCAGUGUGUUCUAAAUUUGACUAUUAUGUUUUGUGUUCACUUAAUUCUCACAUUUGUUUUGCGUCAAAUCAAUUUACGGUGACAUCUACGGCUGCUCUAGCUGUCAAUCGCGACUACAAAACAUUAGUUGGUAGGAUUGAUUAGCAAGUGCAAGUUUUACAAUUGGUUCGCCUUUUGGAAUUUUAGGAAAGGUUUACUGUCAGGCACAAUUGUCGACCAUUCCCCCCCAAGUCGUCGCCAGCCGUCCUUCUGCUACAGCUGAAGAAGCCCGCAUGGACGCAGCCUACCGGUGUAUCAUCUAUUUAAACAUUAUGACAAUGCCUGCGCCGCUUUUUAAUGACGCCUGGUUUCGUAAAUGGCCUUUGGAAGUUGGAAAAUGUUGA
This is a messenger RNA of Spirometra erinaceieuropaei, 5872 nucleotides long. The record is from the annotation of a GenBank genome assembly. NCBI's taxonomy places the organism in Eukaryota, Metazoa, Platyhelminthes, Cestoda, Diphyllobothriidea, Diphyllobothriidae.